Molecule: messenger RNA, 1153 nt
Organism: Phragmites australis (common reed)
Lineage: Eukaryota; Viridiplantae; Streptophyta; Magnoliopsida; Poales; Poaceae
Exons: 2
Coding region: 1-984 (327 amino acids)
Source: RefSeq, a predicted model, not a curated record
AUGUUGACGGCGGCGGCGUGGAAACUGGGAAUGGAGAGGGGUUUCGGGGCGCCUGACGAGCCUCCAGGACUUCUUCUCCCUCCGCGCCGCCCUCCCGCUGACCCCGUCCAACCUCGCCUCCCAGGCGCCACUCCUCCUCGUCCCCCAGGCGGCUACCGCACCCCAUGCCCUCUUCCACCUCACCCUCGGUCGUAUCCACCUCUUCCGCCGCCCCCGCGCGCGCCUCACCCACUUCCACUCCCUCGGCUGCCGCCUCGCGUUGUACAACCGCCGCGAGCUCCACAUCGUCCACCUCCUCACUGGCGAGCAGACCCGCCUCCCCACCGCCCCACACGACUUCAGCCGCGUCCUCCUCUCCGGCGACCUCGUCCUCACCUGGAUGCACUUCGGCCGCGCACCGUCCAGUACUGCCGCCUCGGGGCCACUGAGUGGCGCGUGGCGUCAAUCAGCAAACCCUACCGCUUUGAUGAAUCGAUCUUUGUGAAUGGCACCCUCAACGCGGUGGUUGCCCCAGGUUACCGUCCCGCCGUUGUCGAGCUGCCAGACAACAACAGCAACAGCUCGGUGGAAUUGGCGUUUCUCGGAGGCGAAUUGGAUCCACAGGCUCUGCAUCCGCACGAGGCACCGGUGUUGUACUUGUACCUUGCAGAGUGCCGCGGUGAGCUGAUACUCAUUAGCGCCGCGGGGCUCCAUCAACGGGUGUACCAUGCUUUCCGGUGGAACAAUGGGGAGGCGAAAUGGGUGAGGAUUACUAGCCUUGGUGGAUGCACGCUGUUCUUUGCGCAUUAUCGUUUUGCAGGGUGCCUUGGUCCUGAUCAUCCAGGGAUCAGAGGGGACUGCAUAUACUUCACACAGAAGGAAGGUCGUUGGUGCGAGUAUUCCUUGGUUGAUGGGUCUUCUGAUGAAUUUGUUCCUGACUACCCAGGAGGAAUAGUGAUGUCUGGUUUUAGUGCACCGACUUGGGUUUUUCCGAGCAGGUGUUAGUGAGCUCAAAUAAGUUUGGAGCUGAAGAGAAGUUCUUGUCCAAAGGUAACAUAUGAGCCCUUAGUUACCUGUUGCAUAUCGCAAAUGUUGUUGGACUGCUUACUUAGCUACUUCCUUGUUGAACUGUUGACACCAAUACUUGGAGAUUUCACUGCGCGCAACUUGAUGA